This is a messenger RNA of Sebastes umbrosus (honeycomb rockfish), 1107 nucleotides long. RefSeq names its product proteasome 26S subunit, non-ATPase 10 (gene psmd10). The transcript has 5 exons. Lineage: Eukaryota; Metazoa; Chordata; Actinopteri; Perciformes; Sebastidae. The record is from RefSeq and is a predicted model, not a curated record. Gene Ontology annotation, molecular function: protein binding. The coding region runs from base 76 to 756 and encodes 226 amino acids.
AACGAAAACAACUCCUGAGCUUCACUUAACGUUAGCUCCUGUGACAUUUAUUUGACAUUUAAAGUAUAUUUAACCAUGGCGGGUUCUGUAUCAGAUGUGGAAGUGUGUAAUUUUGCUUACACGGGACAGUUUGAGAAAUUAAAAGAGUGCAUUCUGUCAGAUAAAUCGCUUGCCUGCAAAACGGACCAGGACCGUAGGACCGCUCUGCACUGGGCUUGUUCUGCUGGACACACCGACAUUGUGGAGUUUCUGCUUGACCUGGGAGUUGAAGUGAAUCUGCAAGAUGAUGCUUUGUGGACGCCUCUUCACAUUGCAGCAUCUGCAGGCAGAGAAGAUAUAGUGACAUCUCUAAUAUCUAAAGGAGCUCAGUUGAAUUCAGUCAAUCAAAAUGGAUGCACCGCUCUUCACUACGCCGCCUCUAAAGACAGAUAUGAGAUCGCACUGCUGUUGUUGGAAAACGGAGCAGACCCCAAUGUCAAGGACAAGUAUGAGUCCACUCCCCUUCACAGAGCGUCUUCAAAGGGCAACCACCGCCUCAUCCAGCUGCUUCUCAAACAGAGCGCCUCGACCAACAUCCAGGACUCACAGGGCAACACAGCACUCCACCUGGCGUGCGAUGAGGAGCGUGUGGAAGCAGCCAAGGUGCUGGUGGAACACGGGGCCAGCAUCUACAUCGAGAACAAGGAGGAGAAGACCCCCCUCCAGCUAGCCAAGGGCGGCCUGGGCAACAUACUUCGUCGUAUUGUGGAGGGAUGAUUCAUUCACUGACCCGCAGGUCAUGCUCCAGCAAGAAACCCCCACCAUCGCAAGUUACAUAAUGAGAAUUCUCAUCCCACUCAGUCCUCCCCGAGCGGCCUGGUGUGACACAUUCAGACUUGUAACAGGUGGAACAUGACGUGGUAGCGGGAAAAAAGUUGACUGUACUGCUUUGUUAUCAGAUCCUCAGAUAGGGCAGUGAAACUGCUCAGACCUUAGACGUCUGAUCUCUCGUGCACCAAGUGCGGUCUAUCCAACUCUGCAGCCUAUUUUCUUAUGAUCUAUUUCUUUUUAAGUUUGAAUCGUUGCAAAAAUGACCAAAUAAAUAUGAGUGUUGUUGUUAAUCAUUCA